AUGCAAGCACAACCUUCGACAUCGAUCGGUUCCGAUCAGUUCCAAACUUCCCACGCUCGUUGGCGCGCCCUCACACACCGCACUCCUUCCUCCCACUCUUCCUUUCUCUACGGCGUCAAAUCUACCAAGAUCUACUGCCGCCCGACCUGUCCUGCACGCCUUGCUCGAAGAGCCAAUGUUGUCUUUUACGACACAGAAGACCAAGCGCGACGCGAUGGCCACCGGCCCUGCAAGAGAUGUCAACCGGAUAAUGCGAGCUUCGUUGGAGAGAGGGAGGAGGUUGUCACAAGGGUUCUAGCGCUUUUGCGGACUAAGCGGGAGGAUCAUGAUCUGACAGUGAAGCGAGGCUUGAAAGAGUUAGCACAAGAGGUCGGUGUAACGCCGAGUUAUCUUUGCCGUGUGUUCAAAAGGACGAUGGGGCUUACGCUAGGAGCGUACAUGAGAGAGUUUGAGAGGGAGGUAAGCGAAGGCAAGACAGAGAGGGAAGUUCAGUAUCCCACCACAGUUGGAUCUGGUAUGGUUGAUGCGGCGACGGGACUCUGGAUGUCAGAAACAACGGCAGCGAGUCCCAUGGCACCCGUUGAGGGUCCGAAGGAAGAGUUGGCAGAGCAGCAAGUGGGCAAUGUUGCAGAGGCUCUGGACUUGAACUUCGAUUUUGACGAGUGGUUCUGGACUGGAGGCUGCGUUCAAGAAGGCGCCAUGAAUGAUAACUUGAACGCAGACGCUCUGAAUCAUGGCGUGUACAGAUGGGAUAUAUAA
Messenger RNA from Penicillium hordei, 759 nucleotides. RefSeq lists its product as uncharacterized. Lineage: Eukaryota; Fungi; Ascomycota; Eurotiomycetes; Eurotiales; Aspergillaceae. The record is from RefSeq and is a predicted model, not a curated record. Gene Ontology annotation, biological process: regulation of DNA-templated transcription; DNA repair. Gene Ontology annotation, molecular function: methyltransferase activity; sequence-specific DNA binding; DNA-binding transcription factor activity. The transcript has a single exon. The coding region runs from base 1 to 759 and encodes 252 amino acids.